AGCAGAGGAAGAGAAGAACGGAGGUGAAAGAGAAAGCUUAAAACCGAUCUGUUUGUUGCAAGGAGUUCUGCCUAUGCGCGCGUGUGUGUGUUUUCGAACUGUUGGCCCGCUUGGAUAGAGCCUACGUUCCCGCAUUCAGUAGCGCCACAACGAGGAAAGUUCCAACUUUGAAGUUAUGUGUUUUUCUGGGGAUUGAGGACAAAUACAUUCUGGAGACACAAAAUAAACACGCGAAAUUCUGGAGAUACUUUUUGGUGCUGUUCUUACUGGAGUAGUCCUCGAAAAAAUUAAUUCUUCGUUCAUUGAGGCGUUCAUUAGAGUAAGCUUUCACGGGAGGCAGUGUCUGACACAGCGUCUGUGCUGCGAGUGUCAAGGUGCUUAUGCUAUAUGUGCUAAAACAAUUUCAUCCUUACAUACUAAGAGAGCGCAGGAAAUUGCGGAUUGGAUCUUAAACCUCUUCCAUUCAUUUGACUCAGAUAGUUGUGCUCACGCAAACCAACCAUUAUUCCAACGAUCAGUCCUCUUCCCCCUGGGCCCCAGGGGUCAGGUUCGGCGCUGGGCCCGGCGCCCAACACGUACACGACCCUGCUCUCGCCCGACAUCCCCAUGUCCCCGCGGGGAAGGCACAUGGAUUGCGUAGGUCCGCUGGGACACGACAGGCUGGACUGCGGUGGACUUGGCUACGGUCCAGAGAGGCCCGACUACGCGAGGCCCAUGGGUGCCUCUGAUCCCUUGGACCGCGUGCCGGACAGAAUGGAUUACGCGGAGCACGGACAUAUGCACCACAUGGGCCACGACAGGUUCAUAGAAUGCAGCACGGGGGCCCCGCACGACAGGCUGGACCCUCACGACUUCGACAGUGCUGUAGGGGAAGACAGGCUUGGAUGCGGGGGCCCCGAUGCGAACAUGAACACUAUGAGCAAAAUGGGCCCUCACCUGCGUCACUCGGGUCAGCUGAUGGCAGACGACGACAUCAAAGAUGAGUACCAAUUUUUAGGAUAUGGGCUAGUCCCAGGCAGAAGCUGCAUUGACCACCACAGACGCCCAAUGCCGGCCCUAACUUCCGCAGAGCCCGAGGUACCAGGGUUCUGCGCAGGAUGCGGCGGCCGGAUACUGGACCGGUAUUAUUUACACGCUGUAGAGAAGCAGUGGCACACGCACUGUCUGACAUGCAGCGACUGUCACUUCCGGUUGGACUCAGAACUGACCUGUUUCGCACGGGACGGGAAUAUAUACUGUAAAACGGAUUACUAUAGGAGAUUUGCUGUCAAGAACUGUGCUCGGUGUCAGAUGCCAAUAUCUGUGAACGAACUGAUUAUGAGGGCCAAGGACCAGGUGUUCCACCUGACAUGUUUCGCCUGCAGCGCCUGCAACAGGACCCUGAAGUCCGGGGAACAGUACGGCGUGAAAGAGGGACUAAUCUACUGUCGAAUGGACUAUGAGCUGAUGUUCCAGGGGGAGUUUAGCCUGCCCAGUAUGAGCCCCGGCAUGGGCCCCCACGGAGCUCACAGCCCCGGCGGUGGAGGCGGGGGCCCGAUUCCAUUCUAUAACGGCGUGGGCGCUGUUCAAAAGGGAAGGCCGCGAAAACGAAAAAGCCCCAUGUCAGAUCCUGACGGCUGCACGGGCCUGGGUCUGGGAGUAGAUAGUUCCGAUCGCCCGGGUGACGUCAUGGACAGGGACGGAUAUCCGCACCAGACGCCGCGACAGAAAAGAGUGCGCACCUCCUUUAAGCACCAUCAGCUGAGAACGAUGAAGUCUUACUUCGCCCUCAACCACAACCCGGACGCCAAGGACUUGAAGCAGUUGGCCCAGAAGACUGGAUUAUCCAAGAGAGUCUUACAAGUUUGGUUCCAGAACGCUAGAGCUAAGUACAGGCGUAACCUUCUCAAACAGCAAGACUCAGAAGGCGGCACCAAAGCCGGGCAGGGUGCGCUACCAGAUUCCCCAGACGGGCAUGAUAAAGAGAGCAAAGACACUAACUCCAUAGGCGACAUGAACGCCGGGUCGCCGGCACUGUCAGACAUAAGCUCCACCCCGUCCCUGAGCGACAUUCAGUCGUCCAACAUGGAAACUGACCACAACAGCAGCAGCAACAACAGCAUUUCAGACCUUUUCUCCAGCACCAUCGCCACCAUCAACUGAAUUAACCCAGCCCCAUAUCACAAUAGGGCGAUUUUUUUUCCUUUACCACCCUACGCCACGAUAAACACGUGGCAAUGCGCCAAGUGUGACUGGUUGACAACUUGCCACCAAAGCAACGGAAUCGUUUGUUUCCCUAGAUCACUGAAACGGAACAACAGAGUUCGACUAGCUUUUCACAACAAUAUUUAGCAAUAUAGAACCUGCCAAAGCUACGAGCUCGUACUAUUUUGAAUUCUUUAUUUGCAGAGGGCAUUUAUUAUUACUACUUAUCCGAUGAUGUUCGUAUUACUGGGCGAUGUUAUAUUGCACACUGCUCAGGGGCUCCGUCGCUGACCCGGACAGGAUCCUACAUGUCGGACCAUGUAUAAGUUGCCCAGAUGUAGAAGAACUCAACCGCUGUGUCAGCUAUGUGUUCAGAUAUAAGACGUGUUCAAUAAUUUCACCUGACAAUGUCCUCUUUGUGCUAUGAUAUCAUCUGACAGUGGUCAGCUAGCUAUGCUUUGUGUCGCCUAGUUGACAGUGUACUGACUAAUAAUUAUUGAAAGUCACAUGUUAAAACAUUGGUUUAAUCAUUAUCUCGCUUUCAGAAUUUUAAACUAUUGCAACGGAUAACCAAUCAAUUUCUUGCUUCCAGUACAGAUACACCCGUUUUAAAUUUAUUAUUGUGUACGCAACUACAAAUGUAGGUCAAAGAAAAUAUAUUCUCAGCCGACAAAAGUAAAAAGUUUCUUGUGAGAUUAAAAAAACGUUGAAGUACUAAGUCAUUGUUUGAAGUUAGUGGAUCUAUUCUACCAUGACAUAAAUAUAACCGAGGAUACUUAUUGUUUAGCUUUACAUGUAUAACCGAAUUUUAAAAAAAAAUAAAUACUCACACAUAAUUGACGUCACGCGAUGUACAUUUAGUAAACUUUUUUAAAAAAGAACCAAAUUUGGGUUUUAGGUUUUUAGAACGUGUAGGGCCAAUACAAAAUAAACUAAGUAAACAUUUCUCAUGUAAACCCAGAUUUGGGUUUUAGGUCUUAAGUACUCGCAUGACCAAAGUUGUGGCUAGCUUGUUUCUGUUAGUGACGUUGUACUUUUGACUAUGAAAGAAAUGUACACCCUGUACGUUUCCUGGUGUUGUUAUUACGUGUACAGCAGUGUAGGUCACCUUAACAUUUCGUCUUGGUGUGUACAUUUGUUUGAUUGCAUACUAUGUAAAUGUGUACAGUAUGUACACAUAGAUAAUGAUUGGUUUAUUUUACACGAAACCGUAAGUCACGUGACUGACAUAAACUGUCUCAGACUUCUAUACGUUUUAAUUAGUUUUUUUUUUUUAUUAUAGCUGUAAUUUAUGAUGGUAUAAUAAAAUAUUUGAACGUCAAAUUGUCAAAUGAGUGAACGAGGAAAUGAAACGAGUGUGUAAAUAAGAGAAGAUGGCGAGUGGUACACAAAAAGAAAGGAAGAAUGAAUGAAAGAAAGAAUAAGGGGGGAAAAAAACCCAGGAGGAAAGUUUAAAAUAUGGAUAAAUGAAAUAGAAGAAGUCGGACAGUCAAGAGUAAAUUAAGUAGAUGAAUGCGGGAGAGAUAGAGAGAGAGAGACACACACACACAGAGAAACAGAGAGAGACAGAAAAAGAGAAACAGAGAGAGAGAAAGGGAGAGAGAAUGAAAGAGAGAGAUGGAGAGACAAAGAGAGAGAGAGAGAGAGAGAGACUGAAAGAGAGAGAAAGAGACAGGGAGAGAGAAAGAGACUGAGAGAAUGAGCGAAAGAGAGAAAGAGAAAUAGCCAGAGAAAAAUUAAAAGAAUGAGAGAGAUAGAAAAACAAAGAAAAUGAGACAAAUAAUGAAAGACUGAAAGAAUGUAAGAGAGAAGAUAAUGAUGAAUAAAAAGCGAAAUUAAAAGAGAGAGAGAGAGAGAAAGAGAAAGAGAGAAUAUGACGUGGAGAAUGCGCCUACUUCCAUGAUAUGACAAAAAGUUCUGCUAACCAAAAAAAAUAAGUCUAGUAUGAUCACACAACAACUGUAUCAUCCUUCGAAGCAUUGCCAUUCCUGACAAGAAUUCAAACCCAUCAACACGACGAGCUGUCAUGCUGUUAUGUAGAAUUCUAUAUUUAUUUAGCCCACGUAGCCAGGGCUACUUCUCUACGCUCGUAAGUGGGACACCCUCGGGCAUCAACAUUCACAGCAGCCAAUUUCAUUAGUAACAACAACCGACACCAUUUAUCGCCGAGGUAAUACUAUUCAUCGCUACAACCUAGUUAUAGUCGAUAGAGCAUCAAUUAAGAUAGGCCCUACCCAAUUUUCAACCAGGGCUUUCUAAAUCUUAAACCCGACACUAUUUAUUACAUUUUUACUCUUGCUAUUUUUUUUUCUCUCUCUCUUCAUGAGCUCAUGUCAUAUGUCCUAUAGUGCAUACUUUUUGAUGUCAUGUCAUUUAGCUGCCAACACCAUGUUCGGAAUAUAAUCUCAGUCAUCAAGGCUACAUUUUUUUUUAAUUAGUCUAUCUAUUCUACACUAAGUAUUCACAGAAUGGUGACAGCUCUAGUGUUGCGCUCCAUUCAAUGAUUUUUAUUUUUUUUAAAGUUGUAUUUGAUUUCAAACAUAAAAUGGUUUUUACAUACAUGAACGACAACUGCCAAGUUUGUCCAGUAUGUGCUGUUGUUCCGAAUCAAUGUCCUGCUAUUUAUCAACGGUUCCCUUAAAGUUAUAUAUGUUUGUCACUUGUCACAAAACGUGUUGGGCAUUUCUCAGUGUUUUGAUAAUAUUGUAAUAUAAUGUCAUUUCAAUGUCAUGUCUUGUCAUAUUAUAGAGUGUCAUCUACACAUUAAUUGUGUGUAUGUCAGAAGAAUAAAAUAAUAAACAUUUCUUUCCAAUGAAUACCACUCGAGUAAGCUGAUGAAAUGUUAAAUUGUUAUAUGAAUGAAUGAAUGAAUAUAUAUUUGAGUACCCUUGGCAAGGGGAAUUUGGUGGCGCCAAAGGAAAUUAAAAAAAAAAACAAGAAAAAUAAAAUAAAAUAACGUUUAUAUUUAGAGGAGUUGUAUCAAUUAGCUUGGAUCAGUCAUGUAAUUAAAUUUGCAAUAGAUCUAGACUAAUAAUAAUAAAUCUGUGCGAUUA
This is a messenger RNA of Biomphalaria glabrata, 5237 nucleotides long. RefSeq names its product LIM/homeobox protein Lhx9-like. The coding region runs from base 607 to 2142 and encodes 511 amino acids. NCBI's taxonomy places the organism in Eukaryota, Metazoa, Mollusca, Gastropoda, Planorbidae. The record is from RefSeq and is a predicted model, not a curated record. The transcript is spliced from 6 exons. Gene Ontology annotation, biological process: regulation of transcription by RNA polymerase II; neuron differentiation. Gene Ontology annotation, cellular component: nucleus. Gene Ontology annotation, molecular function: RNA polymerase II transcription regulatory region sequence-specific DNA binding; DNA-binding transcription factor activity, RNA polymerase II-specific.